GGCUAUUCGAGUUUCGCAACUUCCUGGGCCCUUGCGUGGACGAGAUAUUUCGCCGGCUCGGCGUCGUUCCAGGUACGGAAAUGAAGUAAGCAUCAAUGGAUGUCGCUAUUCUCAGAACCUCUACCUCGUCUAGUAAAAUCGAACUCCAACAUAAAGUAUUCUUGAUGCCUUAAGACGUUGGUGAAAAAUGGCAAAUCAAAAUUGGUUGAAUUUUUUUAUUUUUUCAUAUAGCAACUUGGUUUGAUUGCAACUGCUAGAUACAGUUUUAAAUGGUGGAACUCGUUCUCUUUUCCAUCGAGUUUUGGAUUUGUCGGAGAUGGUUAUUCUAGUCAGUCUUAGUGAACAAACAAUGGGUAGUGAAUUUGAAAGUAGAGAUGUCGUCUUCACACAACAUGCCUUACCACCUUUGGUUUCUCUUCAAGUAAGGCACAACUUGCUAUUGCUUGGUCUUGGUGUUUAACCUCGUUGUAAUUUAGAUCUUUUUCAAACGUAUUUGUUGUUUGCCUGUGCAGAAUAUCGUCCGCGAAACGCCAUCAAGAAACCAGAACCUGACAAAAGCACUGCUUCUUUAUGAUGAUAGGUAAGUAGAUUGAUGAUGAUGUUCAUGCUAGCUCAUGUUCUGCUUCUAAUAUUUUUCGAGUAUGAUUCUUAGUUAGGUCUGAUACUUGGCCACCGAUGACAGUAUCCGAAAAAGAGAUCCUUAGAUAGAUUAGAAAUUACAAUCACCAAUCGAUCGCGAAUUUGAAUCUCACGUCAUUCGACUUGGUCUUUGAUGGCCAUUUCGGAUUCCGUUAGAAUCCAAGUUCUUUAGCUAGAUGAUGAUAUACCCAGUUCUUUAGCUAGAUGAGUUCUUUAGCUAGACAUUUUUCUACCUCUCCAUUGUUGAAAACAAGCAGACGAGAUCGAUUGUGUAUGUUUCAGUAUUCUGCUAGCAUAUAAUUUUAAUUCCUGUACCUCUUAUUCGUUUCCUUGUGAUUUCCCUCAUUUCAGAAACCGUCUAAAGUUCUCGCUUCGCUUUCCUAACCCUGAAGCAAAACCCUCACUCUCCUUCAUGGUUUUUUUGGGGAGCACUUGUAUCACCCCAACGUUGAACAUAACGUUGCCCUUGCCAUAUAGAUACUUUUAGUUUUAAGUACAGAAACUACCUGUUCCUUGUCCUUGAUGUUCCUUGUCCACCCUCACAUCACACUUAAAUACAUUGAUUUACU
This is a messenger RNA of Amoebophrya sp. A25, 1208 nucleotides long. Lineage: Eukaryota; Dinophyceae; Syndiniales; Amoebophryaceae. The record is from the annotation of a GenBank genome assembly.